UCUAGUAACAAAGAAUGGAGUGUGGAUUCGUUGCUGAUCCUGCACUGUUAACGUGCACGGUGUCGUCUGUAACGUGAACAGUGUUGAUACAGUGUUGAAUGGGGAUUUGCAUUAGGGCCGCGGCAUGCCGUGAGUCCAGGGACAGGAGUGGAUGCAGAGGACUGGAGGGAAUGAGACAGUAGGGAAGGAAAGUUUGCUCUACGGGCUGCUGGAGCUUUUAGAACGCGAUGCUGAGUUCGGGCUCGCGCGGAUGGCUUCGGUUUGACGUGUCACAAAGAGAAUCCUCCGGUGGACCCGCGCACAGAGCGAACAGGAGAACUAGGAGUGUGAGAUCGGGAUUUUCCGCUGUGACUAAGAGACUGACAGCUUGAUUACGCCGGCAGCUUCUGUAGGAGGAGGAGCAGUGUUUUGAAGGGGUUUGUAUAGACGUGUGGACACACGCCAGUGAGUAAUUUAAUGAGGCGCGUGCCAGAGCGCGUGUGACCGGCGGUAUUUAAAAAAAUAAGGAAGUCACCGUGAGCGGCUAAACACGCCUCGGGCUACUUUGUUACGCUGUUGUUACGGUACAGCGGUAUUGUUCUUAUACUACUGUAGACUGAAGCUUCACUGGCUGUUAAUACGGCUUAAUUACUUUCUCACUGAAUUCAUUUUCUUUUAUUUGUAAAUAACGGACACUGGACGCGGACAUGCUUUUGAACUCGUUUUGAAGAUGCAAAGGGUCUCGGCACAGUUCCGUUCGGCCCACGUAAUCCAGAGUGACAGAUUUUCUCAGAAGCAUACAUAGAGCAUUCAGGCCUGCUGCAGUGACGUUCAUGGAGGUCCGUUGGCUCCUGCUGCAGCUCAGAAUCAGCCUGCUGUUCCUGAGCAUUAUGGUACAGUCUGCAUACAGCCAAGGUGUGUACACCAAUUCCUGGGCCAUUCACAUCCAUGGGGGCAAGGAGGAGGCCCAGCGUAUCGCCCACAAGCAUAACUUCAUCAACCAUGGCAAUGUGUUUGGAGACUAUUAUCACUUUCAGCACAGGGGCAUCGUCAAGAGGUCUUUGUCUGCCCACCAUGAGGUUCAUGCUCGUUUGCUCAGUGAACCACAGGUGGUCUGGGCAGAACAGCAGGUUGCCAAGCAGAGAAGGAAAAGGGAUAUUUACAGUGAGCCUACAGACCCGAAGUUCCCCCAGCAGUGGUACCUAUACAAUCCCAGUCGGCAAGACCUGCAGGUGAAAGAAGCCUGGGCUCAGGGCUUCACAGGAAAGGGAGUCGUCAUUACCAUCCUUGAUGAUGGCAUCGAGAAAGAUCACCCAGACCUGAUACAGAAUUAUGACCCAGAUGCAAGUUAUGAUGUGAAUGACAGAGAUUCUGACCCACAGCCCAGAUACACACAACUGAAUGACAACAGACAUGGGACUCGCUGUGCUGGAGAGGUGGCUGCUGCAGCAAACAAUGGUGUCUGUGGAGUUGGUGUGGCCUACAGUGCCAAAAUUGGAGGUGUGCGUAUGUUGGAUGGUGAGGUGACAGAUGUGGUGGAGGCUCAGUCUCUAAGCAUCAACAACCAACACAUUCACAUUUACAGUGCCAGCUGGGGCCCAGAAGAUGAUGGGAAGACAGUGGACGGCCCUGCCAAACUAGCAAAAGAGUCUUUUCUGCAAGGAGUCACUGAGGGUCGAGGGGGCCUCGGCUCUAUUUUUGUGUGGGCAUCAGGAAAUGGUGGCCGGGAAAAGGACAACUGUAACUGUGAUGGCUACACCAACAGCAUCUACACACUAUCUAUUAGCAGCACGACUCAAUAUGGCAAUGUACCAUGGUACAGCGAGGCCUGCUCCUCUACACUUGCUACCACCUACAGCAGUGGCAACCCCAAUGAGAAACAGAUUGUAACAACUGAUCUGAGGAAGAAGUGCACAGAUUCACAUACCGGCACGUCUGCAUCAGCCCCUCUGGCUGCAGGCAUUAUUGCUCUUGCCCUGGAAGCUAAUAUGAAUUUGACCUGGAGGGACAUGCAGCACCUGGUGAUUAGAGCAGCACGUCCUGCCCACCUCAUCACAAAUGAUUGGAGGACCAAUGGUGUGGGCCGCCUAGUGAGCCACUCAUAUGGCUAUGGUCUGAUAGAUGCAAGUGCCAUGGUGGCAUUGGCUCAAAACUGGACCGGUGUGGGGCCUCAACACAAGUGUGUUAUAGACAUGCUCUCUGAAUCAAGAGAUGUGAAGAACCAUCUGGUGUUCAGUAAGAGUGUGGAUGCCUGCUUAGGACAGCCUUAUUUUGUGAGUUCAUUGGAGCAUGUGCAGGCAAGACUUACACUAUCAUAUACACACAGAGGGAACCUGGCCAUCCACCUUUUCAGCCCUCUGGGGACCCGCUCCACACUGCUAGCUCCGAGGCCCCAGGACAACUCGCCAGAGGGUUUCAAUGACUGGGCAUUCAUGACCACACAUACAUGGGAUGAGGACCCUCAAGGAGAGUGGACACUGGAAAUAGAGAAUGUGGCUGGACUUAAUGAUUAUGGUGUUCUUUCGCAGUUCACAUUAAUCCUAUAUGGAACAGGCUCCAGUACUGUGGAUUUGUCUGCUUCAGAUUUUAGUCGGCCUUCCAACAACAGCUGUAAAACAUUUGAUGCCCAGCAGAUUUGCAUUGAAUGCAGCCCUGGUUUGUGGCUCUUUAUGCAAGGCUGCGUGAAGUCCUGUCCUCCAGGUUUCACACCUGGUCUGCAACUUCUCAACCUCUCUCUGGAAAACUGGGUGGAGCAGUCCUCGGUGCAGGCCUGCCUGGUCUGCCAUCCUGCUUGUCUGACGUGCUCUGGGCCCGGUGAAGCCGAGUGUCAAUCCUGCCCACCCCAUAGGCAUCUAGUGGGCAUGUCGUGUCUGCAUCAGAACCAAGUGCAACGCAAAUCUCCCAUCAGCCCAGUGCACCACAGUGAGGGAGUGCAAGGUGCAGAUUCAGAGAUACCCAAAGUGGAGACAUCCUCCCAUCUGCCUGUACUUGUGGCCAUGCUGAGCUGUGCCUUCAUUCUGGCUACAUUCGCAGCUAUUUUUGUGCUACUACAGCUGCACUCAGGAGCAGCCAAUGCUCGCUUCUGUAGGAGGACUAAACUGCAGGUGACAGACUCAAGCGGCAGAGGUGUGCGGGUUGGAUUUGGUUUUGGUUUCGGGUUGGGUCGGGAUUUGACUAACAGCAGGGUGUUGUACCGAGGAAUUUCCACCGCGUGGAGGGACGAGGACACUGCAGCUGGGGUGAACUCAGAAUCAGAAAAUGAAGAACUGGACUUUCAAAGUGAAAAGACAGCUUUUAUACAGACACAGAGUGGUCUCUAGUGCACCAAGCAACCCAUGUUCCGCUUUUCACAUGCCUCAGUCUUCCUCUCGCAGGUCGAGUGAGCUGAUCUAUCCUUUUUUUUUUCCUCUGUCUUUCCCACCUUGUGCAUUGUAGUCAGGCCACUGAACAAGUCUGACUCACUUCAGACCUUGCUAAGUUCGGGACUCUUCCAAGAGAGUGUGUGCACACACACACAAGCAGACAGCUGUGUGUGAUAAGGUGGGAGAUACAGAGCUGUGGCAUGAGUCAUUCCUGUGAUUUGAUUUGAAUCGCUGAUGAUUCCCAGCAGGACAGGCUGGCUCCACAAGUCUGAAAGCUCUCUUUAUUUAAAUUUUAUUUUAAAUCCCUUUAUUUUGAAUUCUUAGUGGUGGUUUGAGUCAUGAGAUUUAAACUGCAAAUUAAGUUCAUUGUUUGUGAGUAUGAAUACUAAUGCCUCAUUUAGAGCUGAAAAGGGCUGAAUUUACUCCAGUUGGCCUUUAAUUAUCAGUGGUCUAGACUGAAUUUAUGCACAAUAAUUUUUGAUUAGCCAAUGAUCAUUGCAUAAAGAACAUGCAUUUAGUUUUAUCAUCAGUUGCAUUAUAUGCUAAAACUUGCUAAAUAUCUCUCUCACUCUCUUUGUGUCAGUAUGUUUGUUACAUUUACUAUAUUUGUGAUAGUUAUUGCUUAAAGAUAUCUCAAUAAGACAUCAGAUUAUUCCAGAAGAUCAUUUCGAAAACAGUGGAUGUAGACGAGCAAAAUUUGAUAAUUGAGACCUUUGAGUCAAAUUAAGCCCUUAAGCAACCUUCAUAUAACUCCAACCAGACAGUAAGCCAAAUAAUGUUGUAAUAUUGUCCAUGCAUUGAAUUGUUUGCCUUUAGUGUACUGAAUAGAAACAUGCUGAACAUUAAAAUUCAGCAUUUAUGCAGUAAUAAUUACAAGAGAAAAACCUGGACACGUUUGUAAUUCCAAGUGAAGUAGAACCCUAAUGAUUAUAAAAAGCAGUAGAUUUUAAUGCAGUAAAAUUCCAUGGGAAAACAAAGAUAUUGCUCAGUUUUUCAUAGUUUUAUAAAAAUAUUGUUAUAUACCCACUAUGAUGUAUUUUUGUCUAAUUUAAGGUAUCCUCCAUUCAGCGGUAGAUUAAAUGUUACAAUUUCAUCAUCCAUGAAGUGCAUAUGCAGAUCAAGGCUGGCCAGUUGUAGUCCUGGGGUUCAGCACAGAUUCCUGCCGAUAGACACUGAAUUUAAAAUUAGCAAAUAAGUUUUAAAUUGAGGAAAAAUGUAAAAGCUGAGAGAUCAACCUGUGCAGGUUUCUAAACUACAGUAUGCUGGCGCACUUUUGGUUUAGGUCUGCAGACUCAAAGACUCAAUCCCUAGCAGUUGAGUCCUGAAGAAUCAAUCCCUGGCAGUUUCUAGUUAAAUAAUCUCGAUAAACACACCUACAAUGAUUCGUCAGCUAAUUAUUAGGCUGGUCUGCGAUGGGGCCAAGUGUGUUGUAUUAGUUCACCUUAACAGAAUGCAUUUGCAAUACUCUGAUUUAGAUCGGCCCUAAGCAAGGACUUGUUUUGGCUAAAUUGGUUUGGAACGUCUGGGAGGUAAAAUAACCUUGUAUAAUAAGUUUUCUCUUUUCUCAUGUGGUAGGCAGAGUAAUUUUUUUUGCCCCAAAGGAAGUUUUAUUGAUUUUGAGGUUUGAUGCACUAAAAGCUGUCAGAACCAGUGUGGUAAAACGCUCAAGAGAGUGUUUGGCAUUUGUUUCACAGAAGAUCAAUGUAAGCCCUGUGAUUGGCUCUUUCUGGCUUUUGUUUUAGUAUAGUUGCAGUAAACACUGCAUUCCCCCUCGGUAAAAAUGAUGCUCAUGUGAAGCACUAAUAAUUCCUGUGUUUUGGAAAUAAUAGCUGUCAAAAUCAACUAAGUCCAUCAUUCAGUCAUGUUUAUAUUAUAAAAGAUGUCUGUUAGCGAAUUAAAUUAAUUUGAAGUAAAUUCACUUGCCACUGUUUGAAAAUUUAUUGCGAAAACAUCUAAUGCCUUUGAUUAUUUAAAUGUUUUCUCAUUAAUACUUCUUCUAAAUAUUGGUCUACAGUAUAUACUCACUAAUCACUUCAUUUGGAACACAUGCUUAACUACCCAAUUAUCUAUGUCGUGCACUAUGCAGGAGCAGAGUUCAUAAAAUCAAGCAGAUGCAGGUCAAGAGCUUCAGUUAAUUUUCACAUUAAAAAUCAGAAAAGAGGCAUCUUCAAAUACAUAACACAUCACACCCUGAGGUGAAUAAGCUACAAAGGCAGAAGAACAUAUUGGGAGCCGUUCCCAUCAGCCGAAUCCAGAAAUCUCAGGCUAUCCUGGGGCACAGACUCACCUAAACUGGACAGUUGAAGACAGGUUGGAUUUUUUUCUAACCUUCUAUUAGUCAAUUUAAGAUAAAUCUACAGCAAACUGUGUUGAAGUGUGCAUUCUGACUUUUUCUCUCCUCCUGUCAGUCCAUUCAGUACAUAUAUUGACACACAACACUGCUGAGCCGAGACCUGACCAACUGAAGCAACCCCAAGUUAUAGCACUGUCUCCCGAUGCUUGUCCACUGGGCACUAGGCAUGAUUGGUGCAUAGCUUCAUGCACUUCCCUCCUUACCCUGAUGCACCCAUCACUCUUGAAUAAAGUCAAUCUGAACACA
Molecule: messenger RNA, 5940 nt
Organism: Clarias gariepinus (North African catfish)
Lineage: Eukaryota; Metazoa; Chordata; Actinopteri; Siluriformes; Clariidae
Gene: furinb
Product: furin (paired basic amino acid cleaving enzyme) b
Exons: 16
Coding region: 813-3299 (828 amino acids)
Biological process (GO): peptide hormone processing
Cellular component (GO): trans-Golgi network; Golgi membrane
Molecular function (GO): serine-type endopeptidase activity
Source: RefSeq, a predicted model, not a curated record